AUGCGUGGAAUACAGGUCAAACAAUACGUGAAGGGCCCUUCCGAGCUCCAAGUCACCACGCUCCCUGAUCCAGUCCCAGCCCCAGACCAAUACCUAGUCGCCAUCCACGGCAGCGCAACAAACUUCUUCGACCUCCUCCAAAUCGCCGGGAAAUACCAGCAUCAACCCCCCCUCCCUUGGGUCUCAGGUUCCGAAUUCUCCGGCGUGGUCCUCCAGGUUCCAUCCAACACACAAAACCGCAAAUACAAAGUAGGAGACAAAGUCUUCGGAGCCUCUCAGGGCGGAUACGCGACGAAGGUCGCCGCAAAGGAAGAGAACCUGAAGCCUGUCCCUGAGGGAUGGAACUUCGUCGAAGCAGCGGGUCUGUUCGUCACGGCGCCGACCUCAUACGGCGCACUGGUGACACGCGCGGGGGUUAAGAAGGGCGACUAUGUCCUUGUUCACGCUGCGGCGGGAGGCGUUGGGUUGGCUGCUGUGCAGAUCGCGAAGGCAUACGGUGCAACUGUUAUUGCCACCGCAGGAACAGCACACAAACUUGCCAUCGCGAAAUCCUUCGGCGCCGACUAUGCGCUUGAUUAUAGCGACCCCAACUGGCCGACCCAAGUCAAGAAGCUCACUCCCAACGGGAGAGGUGUGGAUAUCGUCUUCGAUCCCGUUGGCUUAAUCGACAAGAGCACCAAAUGCAUAGCGUGGAAUGGACGCUUGCUGGUUGUUGGCUUUGCCGCGGGGAGUGUCGAGAAGCUUGCGCUGAAUAAGGUGUUAUUGAAGAACAUUAGCAUUGUGGGCAUUCAUUGGGGAGCGUAUACAAAUAACGAGCCCGAGGCGAUUGAGCCUGUGUGGAACGGCCUUUUCAAGUUAAUUAAGGAGAAGAAGUUUAAGCCGACUGUAUUCACGGAUAAGGAAUUCGUGGGCUUGGAGAGUGUGCCGGAGGCGUUGAAGACACUGGGGAGUAGGGGUACUUGGGGGAAGGUCGUGGUCAAGGUGCCACAGGACGGGCAGAGUAAGAUAUAG
Venustampulla echinocandica is the source of this 1011-nucleotide messenger RNA. RefSeq lists its product as uncharacterized. Bases 1 to 1011 code for a protein of 336 amino acids. Gene Ontology annotation, molecular function: oxidoreductase activity; zinc ion binding. The transcript has 2 exons. Lineage: Eukaryota; Fungi; Ascomycota; Leotiomycetes; Helotiales; Pleuroascaceae. Gene Ontology annotation, cellular component: mitochondrion. The record is from RefSeq and is a predicted model, not a curated record.